Messenger RNA from Setaria italica (foxtail millet), 1773 nucleotides. RefSeq names its product probable glucuronosyltransferase Os01g0926600. The record is from RefSeq and is a predicted model, not a curated record. Gene Ontology annotation, molecular function: glycosyltransferase activity. Lineage: Eukaryota; Viridiplantae; Streptophyta; Magnoliopsida; Poales; Poaceae. Bases 200 to 1447 code for a protein of 415 amino acids. Gene Ontology annotation, biological process: plant-type secondary cell wall biogenesis; glucuronoxylan biosynthetic process. The transcript is spliced from 4 exons.
CAUCACUGACGGCGACGCCCCGCAAGCCAAGCCACCAUCGCCGCCUCCCUCAUCGAUCCCACUAGCAGCUUGCUGCCACUUCCCCGACCCUCUCGAGUCUCUCUCGAUCUCUCCCCGUCCUUCCUGACCGAGGCGCCGGGCGUGGAGAGAAGGUGCGGCGGGCGGCGGCCACCGCGGGUGUCGGGCGGACGGACGGCUAAUGGGUACGGGGGGCGCGCGGGCGCCGGCACUGGCGCUCGCCUUGCUUCUCGCCUUCGCUCACGUCGCCGUCGUCGCGGCGCAGGACACCGAGCGGAUCGAAGGAAGUGCUGGUGAUGUGCUAGAAGAUGAUCCUGUUGGGAGGCUCAAGGUAUAUGUGUACGAGUUGCCCACCAAGUACAACAAGAAGAUGGUGGCCAAGGAUUCUAGAUGCCUCAGCCACAUGUUCGCUGCAGAGAUCUUCAUGCACCGGUUCCUAUUGUCUAGUGCAAUCCGGACUUUAAAUCCAGAAGAAGCUGAUUGGUUCUAUACUCCAGUAUAUACAACUUGCGACCUUACCCCAUGGGGUCAUCCCUUACCCUUCAAGUCUCCAAGGAUAAUGAGAAGUGCAAUUCAGUUCAUUUCCAAGCGUUGGCCAUACUGGAACAGGACAGAGGGAGCAGAUCAUUUCUUUGUUGUGCCUCAUGACUUUGGUGCAUGCUUCCAUUACCAGGAAGAGAAGGCUAUCGAGCGAGGAGUCCUUCCAUUGCUUCGCCGUGCUACUCUAGUCCAAACUUUUGGGCAGAAAGAUCAUGUCUGCCUAAAGGAAGGCUCCAUCACCAUCCCACCAUUUGCUCCUCCUCAGAAGAUGAAAACUCACCUUGUCCCCCCAGAAACCCCUCGUUCAAUCUUUGUCUAUUUCCGUGGUUUAUUCUACGAUACUGCAAAUGAUCCUGAGGGUGGUUACUAUGCGAGGGGCGCCCGUGCAUCAGUAUGGGAGAACUUCAAGAACAACCCACUAUUCGACAUCUCGACAGACCACCCACCAACUUAUUAUGAGGACAUGCAACGUGCCGUCUUCUGCUUGUGCCCACUGGGCUGGGCCCCAUGGAGCCCCCGUUUGGUGGAGGCUGUGGUCUUUGGCUGCAUCCCGGUGAUCAUUGCUGACGACAUUGUCCUUCCCUUUGCGGACGCGAUCCCAUGGGAGGAAAUCGGCGUCUUUGUGGCUGAGGAUGACGUCCCCAAGCUGGACACCAUCCUGACCUCCAUACCGAUGGAGGUGAUCCUUCGCAAGCAGAGGUUGCUCGCGAACCCAUCAAUGAAGCAGGCCAUGCUGUUCCCGCAGCCCGCCCAGCCCGGUGACGCCUUCCACCAGAUCCUGAACGGACUGGCGCGGAAGCUGCCGCACGGCAAGGACGUGUUCCUGAAGCCCGGGCAGAAGGUGCUGAACUGGACCGAGGGCCCCCGGGGUGAUCUGAAGCCAUGGUAGGCAUAGUGGCAUGGCAUCAUCCCCAUGGCUAGUGUUCUUGUGUAGACCAUACCAGUGAACCAAGAGAGGCAUCAGUGCCAAUGAUGCUGGUGAGUGAACCAAGCCAUAGCCGCUAAAUGUAAAGCUCCUUCAUGCUUCUUUCUGAGGCAAUGUGGCCUGCUUUCCCUGUAUGACAGUGCCUAUUUUGACCUUUAUUUAGUGUUAGCCUAGAUGGUGGCAAAUGUAAUGUAUGGCUGUUGUAGUAUACUGUAUGUAUUAUAUUAUAUGCUGUUACCGGUUUACCAUAGGGGAAAAUAAAGUUAACUCCAAUCCAGGAACCUGCAAAA